This is a messenger RNA of Chelonus insularis, 702 nucleotides long. RefSeq names its product Late endosomal/lysosomal adaptor, MAPK and MTOR activator 2 (gene Lamtor2). Lineage: Eukaryota; Metazoa; Arthropoda; Insecta; Hymenoptera; Braconidae. Gene Ontology annotation, biological process: cellular response to amino acid stimulus; positive regulation of TOR signaling. The coding region runs from base 191 to 586 and encodes 131 amino acids. The record is from RefSeq and is a predicted model, not a curated record. Gene Ontology annotation, molecular function: molecular adaptor activity; guanyl-nucleotide exchange factor activity. The transcript is spliced from 4 exons. Gene Ontology annotation, cellular component: Ragulator complex.
UUUCCAUGUUAUUGUUUUAUCUUUUUCUGAGAAAUGUGAUUAAUUUCUCUUCUUUAGCAAACAUAAACAUUUAUGCCUAUUGAAUUUGGAGUAAUCGUAAAAAUUGUUUUCAACAAAAAAAGAUAAAGAAUACUGCUUAAUGUUGUUGUGUGCGAAAUCGAAGGGAAUAUUUUAAUUGAUUUGUCAUAUUAUGAGCGAUUGUAAAAUGUUAAAACCAAAGGCUCUUAUGCAGGUUUUAAGCCAAGCAACUACUGGAGGAGUGCAAAAUACUUUAUUACUUAGUAGAGAUGGAGGUCUUCUUGCUUACAGUGGCUAUGGAGAUAAGGAUGCUCGUGUAACUGCUGCAAUUACCAGCAAUAUUUGGUCUGCUUAUGAAAAAAACGGUCGAAAUGCUUUCAAGGAAGAUGAACUACAGUUUGUCUUAAUGGACUGUCAAGAAGGCAGAGUGGUUAUUACAGAAGUAGCAAAUUUAUUACUUUGCUUAUAUGCUAGAGAAAAUGUAGGCUUUGGAUUGUUAAGAGAAAAAGCCCAGGCACUUGCCAGCUAUUUAGAACAUCCAUUAAAAACCAUUGCUAGUAUGCCUUGACUUAUUCAUGCAAAAAAAAAAAACAAACUAUAAAUGACAACUUAAAAUGUUAUAUUAAUACAAUGAUGUCUUUCUUAUAAAUAUAUAUGAAUAUAUUCUUACAUAUUUUUUAUUUA